Molecule: messenger RNA, 3819 nt
Organism: Culex pipiens pallens (northern house mosquito)
Lineage: Eukaryota; Metazoa; Arthropoda; Insecta; Diptera; Culicidae
Product: elongation factor 1-alpha-like
Exons: 1
Coding region: 19-507 (162 amino acids)
Source: RefSeq, a predicted model, not a curated record
GCAUGUUUAAUACUAUGGAUGGCAUCGGUCGGCGUCAGCAGUUUCACCGACAAGUCCCAGCAUCUGCCCCUAAAGGACGUCAACAAAAUCGGUGGUACGGGAACGGAAACCGAUGUGAACAAGCCCAGUAUAGCCAUCGUCUACGCCCCGGUCAACCUGACCACUGAUUGCAAGUCCGUCGAAAUGUACCAAAAAGCCCUGUCGGAGGCCGUGCCCGGAGACAACGUCAAGAACUUGUCCGUCAAGGAACUGCGUCGUGGAUACGUCGUCGAUGACUUAAAAAAAAUCGCCACCCAGGUAAUCGUGCAGAACCUCCCCGGACAGAUCCCCAACGGAUACACCCCAGUGCUUACGAAUUCAGCGAGAUCCAAAAGAAGAUCUUUCGUCGUUCCGGCAGGUCGAGAUGAGCUGUGGCCCGAAUCGCUCGAUAGAUCUUGGCACCGCGUGAUGACUGGCGGAUCAAGACAUGCUCUUGCAGCAGGAGGUUUGAGCUUCUCCAAAAGCUAGCGAAGUGCAAGCACACCGAAAACGUAGUCACUAAGAUCGAAACGAAAAUCUCUAAGAAGAUUUGCUGUAUCAUCCGGUUCUACCCAGUCACGAAAUAUUCUAGCAGAGCUGGUUCUGUCAGAAUCUUGCUAGAACGGUGGAACAUUUCUGCUAGAAUUCUGUUAGAAUAUCCAGCUCUGUUAGAAUUCUGCUAGAAUCCUGCUGGAACGCCGUGACUGGGUAGGGGUCUAGGGGAAGAUAACCGUCGAGUUGUGGGCGGCGGUGGCAUGAAACGAAACGUAAACAGAGGCUUAGUGGUGUAUCAAACAUAUUGGUGGAUAUUCUGCUUGAUGAUGAUCGUCAAACGACGCUUGAAGGCAGCCAGGGUUGGUGAUUGUUUGCAUUUUCUUCGAGUCGGGAACAGAACACUGAUGAAGUCUGCAAGUAGUAGACGAAAUACGUAUCUGUCAAGAUUUUAAAAAUAUAUAGCGGAAUUAAAAGGAACAACUCGUCUCUUUGUAUUCAUAGUAAUGCAUUCUGCUAAAACGCUCAACCAAACCACAAUGCAUUUUCUUGUUUUUACCAGAGACUAAAUGAUGUUUUACGGUGUGUUUGCAUUUACUUAUUUAUUUAGAAAAUUAUACCUAGACCCUCGACAAAGCGACGACACGAAUCUUAACGGUACCCUUCUGAACCUUGGCCUCGAUGGCCUUCUUGUUGCCCACGGUGGCGGCGACCUUCUUGGUGGCGUGCUUCUUCGCGGCAACCUACGUUGCUCCGGCAGUUUCCUUCUUCUUGUGGACAGCAGCUCCAGUGUCACCGGCGACUGCUAGUAAAGUGCUAGCUGACAAUCUCUAGGUUGCGUUUCUUCUCGCCCGGCAGCGUGAUUGGGCGCGCUUUCGCUUCACGCCGAUUCCGCGGGCCUGCUUUUCGUUAGUCAGCUUCUCCUGGAACUUUCCGACCGACGCCGUCGACGCAUUGGCGACGUUGGCAGCAGUCACCAGCUCUGUAGCUGAAGCGGCAUCCGGUCCGCUCGCGGAGUUUGAAUCGUUUUCGCGCGAGCAAUGUUCCUCAUCUUUCGUCCUUGUUGGGGUCCGAAUUCUGAGGCAUCUCUACAACCCAAUCCUUCUCCUAUUCGGCCUUGAACCGCUUGUAGCCGUAAGUUGGAACCGAUUUGUCCAGCACCUUGUCGUACCUUCUUGUCGCGAACUUGAUUCUUGAUACCGUAAACUGGGGUGACUUUACACAGAAAAAAAUAUGUAAAUUUACACAGCACGUAAUUGCUGUUUCUUAUGUAAACUCACUCAAUGUAAUGUUGAAAUAUGAUGUAAUGAGCAAAAAGUAAUGGAAAUUACUCCGAUGUAAAUCUAAAUCUAAUGUAAAUCAUGAAUCUAACGGAAACGUUGAGCAUGGAAACUCAAAUCUGAUGAAUUUCUACCCGUGUUCGGCUUCCUGUAAAUUCCUAUUUAAUGUAAAUCAUAUAUCCAAUGUAUUUCUGCCAAACGUUGACUUCAAAACUACCCGAACUAAAAAUAGUUAUGUUUGGUUCUCUUUCUAUCGCUCUCAUACUUCGCUGGCUCACUGCCUGUGCCUCGACCUGAACAAGUUGAUGCUUUAGCCGCUCGUUUAUAAAAUGCGAAGAUAGCUCAGUCGGCAGCGGGUAGCAGCAGUAACACCGAACAUCCUACCCGUCGUCCGUUCGAUUCCAGUCCAGCGUUAUUCCACUUGGCCCUCGACGAGAAAGCGUCCCCUACCUGUGAAACAAUUUUUUAAAAUCAGAAUUUCCUUUUGCUGCCCGCUUCAAUCAUUUUAAAAUAGAACAUACACACACAAAAAUAUUUCCGAAUGUUACAUCAUUUAUGAUGUAACACUUUUGCACGUCAUUAAACAUUUAAAUUUAAAUGCAAUUUAAUGUAAAUUUGCAACAAAUUAUACGUAAAAACAUGAUUUUACGUGUGAUUCAACCGUUUACGUCGAAUCUCAAGUUUACAUCAACUGAGUUUACAUGUGAUUCAUUUUUUCCGUGUCGAGUAAAUUCACAUAUUUUUUUCUGUGUAGGCCACACCCUUUUCUUACUGCAAUCCAAGUCGAGCUUCUCAUUCCCAUUGGCCAAUCAGAAUUAGUUGAUUUGAACUAAUGUAAAUUCCAAAAGUAAUGUAAAUUCCAAAACUAAUGUAAAUUUUCAAAACUAAUGUAAAUUUCCAAUAAAUCUAAUGUAAAUUUCCAAUUGACCUAAUGGAAAUAUACAUCAUUUAUCAUGAUACCUUUUGGUACAUGAUAAAUAAUGUAAAUUUACAGAAAUAUUUUUUUCUGUGUAAUAGCCCGGGGUGACUUUGAUAGGUUUUUCAAAUGCCCGUCAAAUUAAUAUCUAAACAUUAAGGGAUAACUUAUUAUCGAACAUAUAUGCAAAAAUUAGACUGUUACAUUGGAUGUAUCAAAAUUAGUGGCCAAAUCAAAUUUCUAUCAAUGUCACCCUGCACCAAAAAAAAUAUUCCUGUAAAUUUACAUUAUUUAUCAUGUACCAAAAGGUAUCAUGAUAAAUGAAAAUGAUGUAUAUUUACAUUAGGUUCAUUGGAAAUUUACAUUAGGUUCAUUGGAAAUUAACAUUAGAUUCAUUGGAAAUUUACAUCAGUUUUAAAAAUUUACAUUAGUUUUGGAAUUUACAUUAGUUCAAAUCAACUAAUUCUGAUUGGCCAAUGGGAAUGAGAAGCUCGACUUGGUUUGCAGUAGAAAAAGGGUGUGGCCUAUGUUCUAUUUUAAAAUGAUUGAAGCGGGCAGCAAAAGGAAAUUCGGAUUUUAAAAAGUUGUUUCACAGGUAGGGGACGCUUUCUCGUCGAGGGCCAAGUGGAAUAACGCUGGACUGGAAUCGAACGGACGACGGGUAGGAUGUUCGGUGUUACUGCUGCUACCCGCUGCCGACUGAGCCAUCUUCGCAUUUUAUAAACGAGCGGCUAAAGCAUCAACUUGUUCAGGUCGAGGCUCAGGCAGUGGGCCAGCGAAGUAUGAGAGCGAUAGAAAGAGAACCAAAUAUAACUAUUUUUAGUACGGGUAGUUUUGAAGUCAACGUUUGGCAGAAAUACAUUGGAUAUAUGAUAUACAUUAAAUAGGAAUUUACAGGAAGCCGAACACGGGUAGAAAUUCAUCAGAUUUGAGUUUUCAUGCUCAACGUUUCCAUUAGAUUCAUGAUUUACAUUAGAUUUAAAUUUACAUUGGAGUAAUUUCCAUAACUUUUUACUCUUUACAUCAUAUUUCAACAUUACAUUGAGUGAGUUUGCAUAAGAAACAGUAAUUACGUGCUGUGUAAAUUUACAUAUUUUUUCUGUGAAUGUUUGG